Messenger RNA from Polypterus senegalus (gray bichir), 3543 nucleotides. RefSeq names its product photoreceptor cilium actin regulator-like. Lineage: Eukaryota; Metazoa; Chordata; Cladistia; Polypteriformes; Polypteridae. The transcript is spliced from 2 exons. The coding region runs from base 1 to 3543 and encodes 1180 amino acids. The record is from RefSeq and is a predicted model, not a curated record.
AUGGGAUGUACACCAUCGCACAGCAGUAAACUACAAAAUAUUACCAAAAACAGUUUUGGAUCAUUUCGAAAAGGAAAAACAUUAAACCAUCAAACUGACAGGAGCGACAGCUUGACAGGAACUCAGUCUGAAGAUGGAGGGACUUCAUCUAGCCACAGUGAAACAGACAGUGAAACAUGGCAGAGAACAAGUGGAUGUUCACUGGUUGAAGGGGUAAGCCAUCCUAGUCAAUCUAAUUUAUCUUUUGAUGGGUCAGAAUGCAAACCACUGUCUGCCGUCAGGGGUUCUUUGGAGCAGGUUUAUACAAAUAAGGUUGGUGUACAAGAAAUUAAUAUUAAUAUGACCCAGGAGAAGGAAAAGGAUAAAAUAAAAUAUGAAACACAAGCAGUGGAAUCAUGUGAUGAGAAGAAUGCAAGAAAAGUGUGUAGAAAACAAAAGAAAGUAAAAUCUGGCAGAACUGGCAAGAAGGGCAAAGAGAGGUCAUCUCUUCGUGAGGAGAAAGUGGACUUCCCCGAACUCUUGGUUAAGGCUCACCAGUCUGCCUAUGCCUACUUAAAUCCUAGUAUAUCUAAAUAUGAGACCUUGUUGGACUUGCUGGACCAAGCAGCUCGUACCCAUUUUCAGCUCCAGCAGAUGGUCAGCUUCUUGGCCUUAUCUUAUGAACAGCUAAACCAAGUACUAGAGGAAAUCACUGGUGAUGGCGAGAAGCUGCUAAAAGAAUAUGGUGAACAUUUGUCUUGGCCUAUUGAAAAAUGGGCUAGCCAACAAAAGCAUCCUCCUCCUGAUCUGCUUCAGCAGCUGCUACAGUAUACAGUUCAGCGAAUGCAGUCUGUGGGCAAAGCUGUUGGGGAAGUCUCUGAUUCUGCUCUAGCAGACAUAACUGACUAUUUUGAAUCCGCAUCUGACCUGAUGGCUGAGAAGCUGAGAGUAAAGCACAUGCUGGAAGAUCGCUUGUGUAAAGUCUUGGUGUGGAUUGAUACAUCAGCAAUCCGAAAACCAGGGCCCGAAGACAUGGCACUCUAUUCUGAAGAUAGUGGCAUUGGAGUGGAGAGUGAGUCUUUGGGCAGUUCAGAGAAAUCAACACAGCACAGAAACAGUUGUGAGUCUGCAAAGCUGAAUUCAUCUGAGACAACUCAAGAAGCAGGCAGCUUAUCUUUAGAAAAAUCAAACCCACCAAAAGGAAAGAAAAUCCACAGUAGUGUUUCUUUAAACUCCUUCGACUCUAAUGGCCAUGCUGCUAGUGUAGAAACAGAAUCUCUGUUUAGUAUGGCUUCAAUGGAUGAGGAUGAGGAUAAUUAUGAAGAUGAUUUAGACGAUGAAAAUAUUAAAAAAUGCUCUCAUUCCACACCUGCUAGUCCAAGCUUUUUAUCUCGACCAGCCCAGAAAUGGAUAGAGAACCCUGAAAACGUAGAGAUGACGCUAAAAAUGAAACAUGCCAUCAGUGGCCGAAUACGUUUCCUUCCAGAACAGAAUCUUAGCAGUAGAAGUGUCAUAGGAAGUAGAUGUACCACACAGUGGAAAGAAGAGGAAGAAGAAGAGGAAAAAACAAGAAGGCCACAAACAGCAUCAGCUUCCACAACAGGGAAAAAGUCUAAGGCAACAAAACAGAGGCGUACAAGAUCAGCUGAAUCUCUUCGUAGUCAGGAGGAGGAUCCCACCCUCCUUGAACUCCAGAGAACACAGAAAGAUCUGAGUCGUCGAUUAGAAAAAAUGUCAGAGGGUAAAACAGAACAUGUAAAGUUGACUAAACCAAAGGUGGGAAGAGAGCAGACUGUCUUAAGUACAACUGCUAAUAACCGUCUUCGAACCUCUCUAGCCAAAAACUUUAGUAUACUACCUAGUCAAGACAAGCCCAUUCUUCAAAAGGCAGGGUCAAAAGAAAUGACUGAGCAAGAGAAGAGAAAGGAAAAGAAGCCAAGCAAGGGACCUUUUAAGGCCACUCCACCAAUUCCUGUAGCUUCUCAACAUGGCAGACAGUCUGUGAAAAAACUAAUUGAUACUUUUAGUCAGGGAAAAGAAAUGGGUAAUAACUUAAUUACUUUAAAACAUCUUGCUCCUCUAAAGGGCAUACGAAAAUGUGGGGUUCUUGUUUUUCCUUCCGUGGGCUACCAUGAAUUCUCUUCAAUCAAUAGAACAGAAAACAACAAUAAACUGGUAACCAUGAGAACAGAUAGCAAGGCAGAUGAUGUGGACUUUGAUAGUUUUCCUCCGCCUCCGCCAGAAGUGUUGAUGGACAAUUCAUUUCAAGUUUCUGAAGAGCUACAGAAGACUACAGAUGGUUCUCCAUCAUCCUUAAGCAACUGUACCACUAGAAGAAACAUUCUCAAUCAACAAAAGGCAACUUUCUCAGACAGGCUGAGGGCCUCCCUUACAUCUGUCAACGUUCUUCCAAGUAAAGGAACUCUUUGUAGAGGUUCUAUAAAAAUUUCUCCACAGAAGUGCACGAACCAGGAUUCAAGUUCAAGGCGCAGUUCUUUAGAUUCUCAGGGUGAUACUGAGCCUGAGACUGAAAAUGAAGAAACAGCAUCUCUCUAUAGACAAGCAAGGAAGAUUAUUCACUUGAGGCAUUCUACUGAAUCUCCUACUAAUGUUCCUGACUCAUCAGAACCUUCCAACAAAAAUGAAGAAGACACUCACCUCGCUGGUAGUGAAAAAUCCUUGAUAUAUCAAGACAACAUCAGCACUGCUGCCUCUGAAAAAUUACCCAGCCCACCUAGAGGCCCACCAGAGAACACUAUUCAAUCUUCACUAGCCCAACAAAAGCACUCUUCUACUACUUUGAGCCCUACAGCUGUACAACGAAAGCUUCCUAGUCCUCCAGUGCUUCAUCGUCAACCAGCUUCAUCUUCAGCUAGUCCUCCUAUGAGUCGAAAACUACCCAGCCCACCUACAACCAGAAAACUACCUAGUCCCCCACAGCAAAGAAAAUUACCUCAUACUCCAUCCCAGUUAAGUAACCAGGGAGCUGUGAAGACUAAAUCUGCAAGCCCACCUACCAUGAGAAGGGAAGUCAACCCAUCUUCCUUCUGCAAAACCCCAUCACCUCCUACCUCCCCAAGGACUUCAUGCAAAAAAGUUUUUCAGGCUCGAAAUAUAAAGGAUUUAGGGGAAGACACUUCACGUGUUAUUGGUAAUGCUCACUCCAUCUUUUGCCCUGUGACGUCAUCUAUGUUUCAAGCCCAACCUCCUGCCCACGCCUCACAGGCCUGGUCCAUCCCCAGUACUAGUAUUCUGCCAAGACCAUGGGGGGAUCAAGCUCGCAACAGAAAUAUUUUAGGAACAGUCACGCAAAGGCCCCAGCCUUUCAUCCGACGCAGCUACUCUGAUCGCAGGCCUGGUGUACAGCUCAAACUACCCCAGUACUCUGCUUCUUCAACCACCUCAGGUAGUGAGCCAACCAUCAGCACUCAAGGGUCAAUGGAGAGCUUAGCAAAUGAUGAGGAACCAUGGGAUGCUCAACACCUGUCUGAACUCCGGAUGGCUAAUCGGUCCGCCUCUCAACCUGAACUGUGUGUAGUGGGACAGUCUAUCCAGAGGGAAUGA